This is a messenger RNA of Pistacia vera, 2375 nucleotides long. RefSeq names its product oligopeptide transporter 4. The record is from RefSeq and is a predicted model, not a curated record. Lineage: Eukaryota; Viridiplantae; Streptophyta; Magnoliopsida; Sapindales; Anacardiaceae. Bases 146 to 2371 code for a protein of 741 amino acids. The transcript has 6 exons. Gene Ontology annotation, biological process: transmembrane transport. Gene Ontology annotation, molecular function: oligopeptide transmembrane transporter activity.
CAGCUACAGAAAGUAAUUAUUACUCAACUCAGCAUAGCUCACCAAAAUGCAAUAAUAAAUACCAUUUUAAGCUCCCCGUUCUCCCCACAGGCCCACACCAUUCAACCCCAACCCCAACCCCAACCCCAACCCCAACCCCAACCCCAUGGGCUCUUUAGAAAUUCAAACGCCUAAAGACCCCGAAAAGUCCACCUCCGCCGUCGAUGACGACGACCUCUCCCCUAUCGAAGAGGUUCGGUUAACCGUCACCAACACCGACGAUCCGACACUACCCGUUUGGACCUUUCGGAUGUGGUUCCUAGGCCUUCUCUCAUGCGCUCUUCUCUCGUUUUUAAACCAGUUUUUUGCUUACCGAACUGAGCCUCUUGUCAUAACUCAAAUCACAGUCCAAGUGGCCACGCUGCCCAUCGGUCAUUUCUUGGCUGCGGUGUUGCCCAAGACCCAGUUUGGGAUUCCCGGAUUCGGGUCGAAGGUGUUCUCGCUUAACCCGGGUCCGUUUAACAUGAAAGAGCACGUACUUAUUUCUAUUUUUGCUAAUGCUGGAAGUGCUUUUGGAAGCGGGUCGGCUUAUGCAGUGGGGAUUGUUAAUAUUAUCAAGGCGUUUUAUCGGAGGAAGAUUUCUUUCUUAGCGAGUUGGUUGCUUAUUAUCACUACUCAGGUGCUGGGAUAUGGAUGGGCUGGGCUGCUGAGAAAGUAUGUGGUGGAGCCAGCUCAUAUGUGGUGGCCCGGCACUCUCGUUCAGGUCUCACUUUUCAGGGCUUUGCAUGAGAAAGAUGAGCAACGCAUGACACAGGCAAAGUUCUUCCUCAUUGCACUAAUUUGCAGUUUUUCAUGGUAUGUGGUCCCAGGAUACAUAUUCCCAACACUUUCAAGCAUUUCAUGGCUCUGCUGGGUAUUCUCGAAGUCAGUCAUGGCUCAGCAACUUGGAUCAGGAAUGAGAGGACUUGGACUUGGAGCACUGACUCUUGACUGGACUGUUGUGGCAUCCUUCUUGUUCAGCCCCCUUAUUAGCCCUUUCUUUGCCAUUGUCAAUGUCUUUUUGGGCUAUGUACUGAUAAUUUACAUUGCAAUCCCUGUAGCUUACUGGGGCCUGGACUUGUACAAUGCUCAUAGAUUUCCCAUUUUUUCUUCACAUUUGUUCACGGCAGAAGGUCAAAAGUACAACAUAUCUGCUAUUGUGAAUGACAACUUUGAGAUAGAUCUAGUGAAGUACCAGGAGCAAGGACGAAUAAAUUUGAGCAUGUUUUUCGCUCUCACUUAUGGCUUUGGUUUUGCCACCAUUGCAUCCACCCUAACUCAUGUGGCUCUCUUCUAUGGAAGGGAAAUCUAUAAUCGGUAUCGUGCUUCGUCCAAGGGAAAGGAGGAUAUUCAUACAAGAUUGAUGAGAAAAUACAAGGACAUACCUCCCUGGUGGUUUUACAUAAUGCUUGUUGUGACACUUGCUGUUGCUCUUGUUCUAUGCAUUAUUUUGAAAGAUCAAGUUCAGAUGCCUUGGUGGGGACUCGUCUUUGCUAGUGCCAUGGCCUUUGUCUUCACCCUUCCAAUUAGCAUCAUAACUGCCACGACAAACCAGACACCAGGGUUAAACAUAAUUACCGAGUACGUAAUGGGUAUUAUAUAUCCUGGAAAACCGAUUGCUAAUGUAUGCUUCAAGACUUAUGGUUAUAUAAGCAUGGCUCAGGCCAUCUCCUUCCUCAGUGAUUUCAAGCUAGGGCACUACAUGAAGAUCCCUCCAAGAUCAAUGUUCUUAGUUCAGUUCAUUGGAACAAUUCUUGCUGGAACCAUCAACCUUACAGUGGCAUGGUGGUUGCUGACCUCCAUUGAGAACAUAUGUCAAGAUGAUCUCCUUCCUGUUGGCAGUCCCUGGACAUGCCCCGGUGACAGAGUCUUCUUUGAUGCAUCAGUGAUAUGGGGUCUGGUAGGACCCAAACGCAUCUUUGGAUCACUAGGAAACUAUGCAGCCAUGAAUUGGUUCUUCCUUGGUGGUGCAUUAGGACCAGUCAUAAUUUGGCUAUUCCAUAAGGCCUUCCCAAAGCAAUCCUGGAUUCCGCUAAUCAACCUUCCAGUCCUUCUGGGAGCAACAGGAAUGAUGCCACCAGCAACUGCAGUUAACUAUAAUUCUUGGAUCAUAGUUGGAACAAUUUUCAAUUUCUUCAUAUUCCGGUAUCGAAAGCAAUGGUGGCAGAGAUACAACUAUGUUCUUUCUGCAGCUCUGGAUGCUGGGGUGGCGUUCAUGGCAGUGCUACUGUAUUUCUCAGUAGGUCUGGAGAAUAGAAGUCUGGAUUGGUGGGGCACAGCCGGUGAACAUUGUGACUUGGCAACUUGUCCAACAGCUGAAGGCAUAAUGGUUGAUGGUUGUCCGGCGAACUAAUGCA